AUGUCGUUCAGGCCCCAUUUCGAAGCCCUAAUCCCUAAAGUGGAGGGUAUCCUCCAGUCCCUUAGGAGGCUCCUGAUCCUUCACGGACUGGGGGAGAAGAAGCAACGCCUCUACAGCGGCGUGAUCCACUCGGUGCUCCUUUAUGGGGCGCCAGUGUGGUGGUGCGCCGUUGUGGAGGACAUGAGGAUCGAAUGGGCUGUUCGGACCAUCCAGAGGAAGGUUGUGAUCUGGCUAUGUUGUGCCUAUAGAGCGGUCUCCUUCUACGCGGCUAUGAAUGCGGGGAUUAUUCCUCUCGUUCACUUGGCAUCUCGACUGGCGGAGAUUUAUGCGGCUGUUAGAGACGCGGAGGAUCCUGUUCCCCGUGUAGUAAGGCUAUAUUGGGGUCUCUUGCCAGACGGAGAGCAAUAA
Vespa mandarinia (Asian giant hornet) is the source of this 408-nucleotide messenger RNA. RefSeq lists its product as uncharacterized. Lineage: Eukaryota; Metazoa; Arthropoda; Insecta; Hymenoptera; Vespidae. The record is from RefSeq and is a predicted model, not a curated record.